Didymosphaeria variabile is the source of this 4713-nucleotide messenger RNA. RefSeq names its product Serine/threonine-protein kinase. Lineage: Eukaryota; Fungi; Ascomycota; Dothideomycetes; Pleosporales; Didymosphaeriaceae. The transcript has a single exon. Bases 1 to 4713 code for a protein of 1570 amino acids. Gene Ontology annotation, biological process: autophagy of peroxisome; macroautophagy; protein targeting to vacuole. Gene Ontology annotation, molecular function: ATP binding; protein binding; protein serine/threonine kinase activity. Gene Ontology annotation, cellular component: late endosome; nucleus-vacuole junction; phosphatidylinositol 3-kinase complex, class III, type I. The record is from RefSeq and is a predicted model, not a curated record.
AUGGGCCAAGGCUUCUCCCUUACCACGCUUUCGGCUGGCUCGGCCAACAUCGACGUGCCAGAGCUGGCCGACCUUCGCUAUGAAAAGUCUCUCGGAGCGGCGCGAUUCAUGAAAUCAGUAAGAGCCAGGCACAAGGAUGGCCUGGUCGUUGCACGCGUUGUCAUGAAGCCUUAUGCGCAGUUCGAUCUCAACCGUUAUGUCAGACGUCUUGGUGAAGAGCGCAAGAUGCUCGCCGAUGUCCCCAACGCCCUAGGCUAUCACAGAAUCCUCGAGACGGCCGUAGGAGGCUACCUUGUGCGUCAGUAUAUUCAUAGCUCCUUGUACGACCGCCUGAGCACUCGCCCAUUCCUGGAAGAGAUAGAGAAGAAGUGGUUGUCGUUCCAGUUACUUUGCGCUGUCCGCGACUGCCAUGCACGGGGCAUCUACCAUGGCGACAUCAAGACUGAGAACAUCCUCGUCACAUCGUGGAAUUGGUUGUAUCUUACAGACUUCUCCGCUUCUUACAAGCCACCAUACCUGCCCGAAGAUAACCCUGCUGACUUCUCAUUCUAUUUCGACAUGUCGGGACGGCGUACCUGCUACCUUGCCCCCGAACGGUUCCUUGGCCCAGGAGCUCAGCCGGAAGGCGAAGGGACCGUCACGUGGGCAAUGGACAUCUUCUCUGUUGGUUGUGUGAUUGCUGAGCUGUUUUUGGAAUCUCCCAUCUUCAACCUCAGCCAACUCUACAAGUAUCGCACAGGGGAAUAUGACCCCGGACACAUACACCUGAGCAAGAUCAAGGACAAAGAUGUACGGGAGCUCAUCACGCACAUGAUACAGAUGGACCCCAGUUCACGAAUGUCUGCUGAAGAUUACUUGGAACAUUGGCAAGGCAAAGUCUUCCCCCACUACUUUUACGGCUUUCUCCAGCAAUAUAUGCAUUCCAUCACAGAUCCUACCUCCGGCCGUAAGCCUGUGACAACCGCCAACGAGCACCUUGGCGAACCUGACGAUCGGAUAGAGCAGAUCUACAGCGACUUUGACAAAAUCUCACAUCUUCUUUCGAGCAACCAAGGCAACGCUCCCGAGAAGCCGAAACACUCGCCACCGAAACCGAAUGCAAAAUUGUUUCCUCUUUGCAUCGAUAUACCGAAUUAUCAACAUCAGGCAACUCCUACGCCCAGCCUCGCGAUCGACGAUGGGAAUCUCAUAUUUCUUACUAUUAUUGUUUCUUCAUUGCGAGGCACUGCCAGAGCUUCGGCUCGACUACGAGGCCUCGAGUUGCUCUUAGCUUUUGCCGAGAGGCUUACAGACGAAGCCAAAUUGGACCGUGUUGUGCCUUACGUUGCGCUGCUACUGACCGACAAGUCUGUACAAGUCAAGGUAGCCGCUCUACGUACAAUGACGCAGGUCCUAGAUAUGGUGCAUGUUGUGUCGCCGGUAAACGCAUACAUCUUUCCAGAGUAUGUUUUACCUCGUUUAGAGCGAUACCUCCCAGAUUCCUCCAACACGGUCGAUCCAUUAGUUCGGAUGCAUUACGCUUGGUGCAUUGGAACACUGGCGACUACUGCAGCCCGGUAUUUGGACGUCAUUCAAGCUCUGCGUGCUGAAGGCACUCUGCCCGCAGCGGUACCAGAAGCCGAAGAGGAACUCACAUCUUCCGUUCACCGAAAUCAGUUCGACUCAGACCGCCAGAACCUAUUGGAAGCUUUCGAGAAGCACACAAAGUCUCUCCUCAUAGAUUCCAAUUCAUCUGUUCGCAGGGCCAUGCUUCGGUCUGUAGGUGAGCUUUGCCUCUUCUUCGGGAGUCCUAGGGCCAACGAUGUUGUGCUGAGCCACUUGAACACCUAUCUGAACGAUCCUGAUUGGAUGCUCAAAUGCGCAUUCUUUGAAGCGAUCGUGGGCGUUGCCGUAUUCGUCGGCAGUGCUAGUCUAGAAGGCUACAUCCUCCCACUUAUGGUGCAGGCCCUGACCGACCCGGAAGAAUUUGUGGUAGAAAAAGUCAUUCGUGCCCUCUCAGCAAUAGCGGAACAGGGACUGUUUCAGCGCUCCAAGGCUUGGGAGUUGGUUGAUAUAGUGGCUCGCUUGACCAUGCAUCCAAAUAUCUGGAUCCGAGAAGCAGCUGCGCAAUUCAUCGCAGCUGUGGCGAAAUUUCUUUCGGUUGCCGACAACCACAGUAUCUUGGUCAACCUGAUCAGGCCAUAUCUUAAGAUUGUACCGUCGGAGUUUACUGAACUGCACCUGCUCGAUUCUCUGAAGAAGCCUUUAUCAAGGCUCAUCAUGGAUAUGGCGUCCAAUUGGGUGACGCAAGCCCAGAAAGGGUUGUUUUGGGUAUCGGCAAAACAACAGCAGACAUUCUCUUUUGGCUCAUCCGAAGAUACUCUGCCAACGAUAUCUGGAAGAGAACUCGAUACGAAAAUACUGCAACGGAUGCAGAAAACAGAUGAAGACGAGCAGUGGAUACGAAAGCUGAGAAAUGCGGGCCUGACUGUCGAAAACGACUUCAAGCUGGUUGCACUCCGUGAGUUCAUAUGGAGGGUAACGCGCCGGCGACGUUCAGACAGCUUUACGAGAAAUUCUGGCAAGUUCAACAAGAUGGUUUCCCUGAAAGAUUUAGACAUUCGGCCGCGCACAGUCCUAUUCGAGAACGCCCAGCAGACCGUCGAACAUGCGCGCCGUGUGUCGAUCCAAGAUGAUGGAUAUCAGCCUAAAACUAUCAGGGAUGCAUUAUUGGACGCUUCCACAACGGAAACCGAGGCGCAAGCUGCUCGGAGGUCCGCGCGAAGCAGUAACCAGACCGAUGGAUCAGUGCGAGCAGGUCAGCGACCCCGUCGAAUCUCUAUCCCCGCGCGACCAAAACUGGCUUCAUCUCCAAGCGAUUUGCGAUCAGGUAUAGAUUCACCGGCUUCUGAUACUACAGAACCUAGACCGAACUCACUGCAAGUGCCUCGGCGUGGCUCGCCGAGUGUUCUGUCGCCAGUGGGAUCUCUUGGAGCUGGGGAACAUAUUCAUCCUCUGCGUCACAAAGGCAGUGCUCUAGCGCUCCUCAACAAAGGAGACAAAGCUCAGGCCGAAAUCGGUUUUACGUCGACAAAUGCAUCUGGAGAAGUUGACGGCGCCACUGCGCGAGAAGUCUCUCGCACCCGUCACCGACCUUCAUCGUUGGCGGGCGACCAUAGGCAUGGAAGCCCCUCACGCAGUCGACUCCGCGACGCACACAAUUAUACGGGCAACGAUCCAGCGGUGCUCAAAUUGCUCGACUCGAUGCUUCUGGAACGAUUCCCUUCGGGAGCGAUGGAAUUUGGACCGAAGAUUGAGGCGUCGAACGAACCUGCCUUCAUCCGUUAUAAGGAUGGGCACCAGUCACCGAAUGGGCUUCCUUGGAGACCGGAGGGUCGCUUACUGGGCGUUUUAGGUGAGCACACAGCUACCGUACGACGGAUACUAGUGGCCCCGGACCAAACCUUCUUCAUCACCGGCUCUGAUGACGGCACUGUCAAGAUCUGGGAUCCAUCUCGUUUUGAACGGCAUCUCUCACUAGGCGCACGGCAAACGUACCAUCUCGGCGAAGGCGUUAAUGUGACCAGUCUCUGCUUCGUUGAGCAAACGUACUGUUUCGUUGCCACAGGAAGUGACGGCAGCGUGCAUGUGGUGAAAAUAAAAUUCCAUGAAGAUAAAGAGGAAGAUAACAAAGGUGACAUUAUCGUCACAAGGAAGUUCUCGCGACCUAGGAUGUUGCGUGAGUAUCAGCUGCCCGAAGAUGACUAUGUUACAUGGAUCGAUCAUUACAAUGAGGACGAUAAAUCGGUCCUCCUGAUGGCGACCAGAACAUCGAAGGUUGUUGCAUUGGACCUCAAGACCAUGACGGAGUUAUACACACUGAAGAAUCACGUUCAACACGGAUAUCCCACCUGUUUCUGCGUCGACAAGAAGGCACACUGGUUGUUGCUUGGUACGUCCCACGGCGUGCUGGAAUUGUGGGAUGUCCGCUUCAAGCUCCUGCUAAAGUCGUGGGUUUUUCACGCGGCGACCGCUAUACAUCGCCUCUACUUGCGUCCCAUCGGAAAGCCACGCGUGUAUAUUACCGGUGGUACCGGACAGGGCGAAGUUACCGUGUGGGACAUUGAAAAGACCAUCUGUAAAGAGGUAUACCGUACCGGUACAGCGAAGGAUACGGGAUCGAAGACCACCACUCUGAUAGAUCUCGAUUUCGAAACAACAGGUGGCAUGCUCGGUCGAUUCUCCACCUUGGAACCAACAGCCAGUACCGCCCCAAAUAAAGGUGUAAGAGCCAUUGUCGUAGCAAACCAAGCCACCUCCCAGAAACCGGGGAGUCGAGCACACACAUUCCUCUUAACCGCAGGUCCAGAUUGGAAAGUCCGCUAUUGGGACACCGCUCGUCAGGAAGCGUCCUUGGUAGUUAGCGGCAUGGAACCGGACGAGGCCAGGCCGCAAUAUACUACUAGCCAGCCGCCCUCGUCUCCCGAGACACAGGUCGUCACUGAACGACUGUCUCAACCUCAAAAUCAAAGCCAAAGCUCGACGACCAGGGAUAGUCGGAGCGGCAAUAAAAAGACGGCUGUGAAGAGUAGUCGAUCUGGACUCAUCACUGUGCAACAGCAACAUCUGUUAAGAGGGCAUCUGGAUACGGUUAUGGAUGUUGCGCUCGUAGAGCAGCCAUAUGGGAUGGUCAUUAGUGCGGAUCGGUCCGGCAGGGUCUAUGUUUUUGCGUGA